AUGGCCAAGACCCGUUCCCUGGGCGGUUGCUCAACUUGCCGCACGUCCCACACAAAAUGCGACGAGGGUCGUCCGAGGUGUGCCGUGUGCGACCGUCUGGGAAUCCGGUGCGGGGGAUACGACAUACGCAUCACCUUCAGUUUCGAGCAUUGCGGGGCGCUCAAUGGCAGCCAACGACAGCAAAAGAACGGCGACGGCGAUGACAGUCCCGGUAGUUUCCGCAGGCCACUCUUCACAGAGGCUUAUCGUCGACGGAUGAGCCAGGAUGUGCUCUCUGCUGUUCCGCCAAAGACAACCGACGAUGUCUUGUUGCUCGUGGAUUCUACCGGAGCCCGAUUUGAUGCCGGGGCGCCGACGGGCAAGGCCCAGGAAUUGAUGCGGGGGCCGUUUGGUGUCUUUAGGCCUGAGAGGGGAGUGGGCGGAAAUCACCAGCAGCAACGAAGGCAGUCGACUGCUAAAAGCCCGUCUUCGCUAUCCAUCUUGGACAUCCUGCUCCCGGACGAGCCCGGAGCCCGGAGAGAGUUCACGUCUACGUUUAGAGAUGCACAUCUAGAUAUCAAUGGCGGUGUCGAACCCAGCCACAGGCAUCAUGACUUGCCCGGCUUCCUGGGAGACCUGCCGUCGCCACAAUGCUCGAGACACUCGUCGCAUUCUGGUCUUGGGCCCCGGGAUCGCGUCGAGGAUGUCACGUCCUCCAGUUCGGUCUGCAUCACGUCGCCCUUGCUAGGCCAGAGGCUGUUUCCGUCGGCCGGGCAUGCCCCGGCUGAUGCACCCUCCCUCCUACACCACUACCAAACCUCGGUCAUCUCGCUGUUCUCGCCGCUAAAGAACCAAAAGACACCGUGGAACAUCUUGUUCUUGCCGAGUGCCAUGAACACGUUGGCAAGCCUGACCGUCGGCAUGAUACCCAACUAUGCAAGCCUGUGUAUCUUUCAGGCCUUGCUCUCCAUCAGCGCGUUUCACAAGGGGACCCUUUCUGCGGAACCGCACGCCCGGUACUGGAAGGAUCGCGCCAACGGCUAUCUGGAUCUCGCUCAGCAGACUCUCAAGACAGCCUUGUAUGAGCAAGGACUACUACCAAAGAGGGCAAAGUACAAGGAGACGUUGAUGGCCUUGCUCUCCAUGGCGACAGCCACGGUAUUCAGCGGACAGUGGAAGCAUACCAGGUGCUGCUUGCAUGAUGCCGGGGCGCUCAUCCGCCAACGGGGCCUGGCCAAGCCCCAGAAGUCCCGCAGGGUCCGCAUGCUGCACCACUGCUACGCCUACCUCAAGAUCAUGCACGAGAGUACCUUUCUGGAGGCCAAGGGCUUACCAGAACCCGAGCAGCGCUCCCAGUCCGGGACAGGUCAAGAGCAGUCGCCCCUUCGGGCCAGGCCAUGGGACGGUCGACUAGACUACCGGCUCCUGAUGGACAAGCCCAUGCCGCUCGGCGAGAACGACCUCCUCCUGGAAGUCCCCGGCCGAUGGCACCUCACGCUGUACCCGUCGAUAUUCGGCGUACCCGAGUCGUUCCUGGUCCUCCUCUCCGAGGCCCUGAGGCUGGGGAACGAACGGCAUGUCCUGCUGCAGAGGCCUGCGGAGGCGAACCUGACGUGGCAGCAGUACCAGCAGCGCACAAAGGUUCUGGAGAAGUGCAUAUGUCACUGGGAGGCGACGUGCAACCCGGGAAACAGCAUCGAAGGCUGGACCCUGACGCAGUCCAACCAGGCACUGCUCAACAAUAUGCUUCUGGCGUUGAAGCACGCCCUCAUGAUAUACUAUUACAGAAAGGUGCUCGACGUCGACUCCACCAUCCUCCAGGCGCAGGUGGAGGAGACGAUCGAUGUGCUCCUCCAGUGCGAGCAGUUGGAUGGGUACAUGAGCGUGGACUACUGCUCUGCUGCCUUUGCGUGGGCGGGUUUCGUGGCCGCCUGCGAGGCUCUGGAUGCGGCGGUGCAGGAGAAGUUUGCGUCGUGGCUCCGGGGAUGCUUCAGACGCAGUGGCAUCAGGACUUUCGAGGCGGCGCUCCAGCUUGCCGAGGAGAUCUGGGCUAGGCGGAAACUGGACGACGCAGGUGUCAGCUGGCUGGACAUUGCAAGGGAGAAGGGCAUAUACAUGUUUUUUGCAUGA
Geosmithia morbida is the source of this 2109-nucleotide messenger RNA. Its product is annotated as Pfam:DUF3468. Bases 1 to 2109 code for a protein of 702 amino acids. The record is from RefSeq and is a predicted model, not a curated record. Gene Ontology annotation, cellular component: nucleus. Gene Ontology annotation, molecular function: zinc ion binding; DNA-binding transcription factor activity, RNA polymerase II-specific; transcription cis-regulatory region binding. Lineage: Eukaryota; Fungi; Ascomycota; Sordariomycetes; Hypocreales; Bionectriaceae. The transcript has 2 exons. Gene Ontology annotation, biological process: positive regulation of transcription by RNA polymerase II.